Messenger RNA from Neoarthrinium moseri, 2046 nucleotides. RefSeq lists its product as uncharacterized. The record is from RefSeq and is a predicted model, not a curated record. Gene Ontology annotation, cellular component: plasma membrane. Gene Ontology annotation, molecular function: ferric-chelate reductase activity. Bases 1 to 2046 code for a protein of 681 amino acids. Lineage: Eukaryota; Fungi; Ascomycota; Sordariomycetes; Amphisphaeriales; Apiosporaceae. Gene Ontology annotation, biological process: iron ion transport; intracellular iron ion homeostasis; copper ion import. The transcript has 2 exons.
AUGGCCCUCGCUGAGGGGGAACUGAACGGUUUCCCCGCAAAUCCAUAUGACCCCUUUUGCGCAAUGUCAUGCCUGAGAAGCCUUUCUUCUCUGAUGCUCGAUUGUUCGGGCAUGGAUGGAGGCACCUUGGGCAUGAUGAUGAUGAGCACCACUUCGGCAUGCUGGGCCAGUAAUACGCCGUACCUUACCAGCCUGUCUUGGUGCAUGCACACAAAGUGCGCCGAAUUCAAUAUCCCGAACUCGAAACUUGAAUAUUUCUGGGAAACGGAAGCCACGGGCCAGGUGUCUGCCGGGGUUCAGACCGAGUCAGCAAAGUGGUCGUUCGCAGAGGCACUCGCCAACGUUGAAGGUCCUCCUUCAAUACAACUACAGGCGAAUGACACAUGGCUCAAUGUCACAUCUCUUGUCUCUCCCGAGGUCUACGUGAUGCAGUGGAAUGUCCUCACAAGCGUUCAGCGAGAGACCUCCAUUGAAAAUGCCUACGGUAUCGCGUUGCUAGUGACCGGCUUUGGCUUGCCUAUUUUCUGCACAAUCCUUGGGUCUGUACCACUCCUUUCGGGACUGUCGGCAAAGCUGAAGCCGUAUGUCAUCUGGCCAAGUGUGAUUGGCACAUAUCACAUUCGCCCUCUUCCAUAUCUUUUAGGCAACGCCCCAACCUUGGGCCAAAGUAUAUACAUUUCCCUGUUUGUCGUUUUGAAUAUCAUCCUGACUGCAGUCAACUACCAAUCCAAGCAACCGAACGCCUGGUACUCGACACAAUGGGGGGAGAUCAUGGCUUAUGUUCUAUGGCGCACCGGGGCUUUGGCUUACAUUAUAGCCCCCCUGAUUUUCCUCUUCGCUGGGCGGAACAACAUUUUGCUGUGGUUGACGAACUGGUCUCAUUCGACGUUUCUCGUAUUGCACCGUUGGGUAGCUCGCAUCUUCGCUAUCCAGGCCAUCCUCCAUUCCAUCUUGGCAGUCGUACUACACAAGCACAAUGAGACUUAUGACGUCCAGGUUUCCCAGCCAUACUGGAUAUGGGGCAUUGUAGCCACUUUGUGCACUGUCAUUCUCACCUUCGGAAGCUCUCUUCACAUCCGCAGCUAUAAGUACGAGUUAUUCCUCGUAGUACAUAUUGUACUCUCUGUAGUGCUUGUUGUUGGAUGUUGGUAUCACGCUUAUGAUUUGUACAAAUUCCUUGGUGGCUACUUGGACUGGAUGUAUGCCAUUGCUGCCGUGUGGUUCACUGAUCGACUAGUCAGAGUAGUACGGAUAAUGGGACAUGGGGCGUGUCGUGCAAAGUUAACAAACAUUGGAGACGACUACGUACGGAUCGAUAUACCAGGAAUCUACUUGGGAGCUGAGCCCGGAAAACAUAUUUAUGUCUACUUCCCGACAAUCACUCCCUUGCGCUUCUGGGAGAAUCAUCCGUUCUCAGUAUUGUCUACAGCACUCUUACCUGGGAUUCAGAAUACAUCGACUGGCGGAACAACGGGUGAUGUGUCAGACACUCCAGGAAGUCCAAUGCACGACGUGGAGAAAUCAAACAAGGGCAGUGUCCAAGAGAAGCCGUUACGAAAUCUUCACUCUGCCGCUGGCUUGACGUUAUAUGUUCGGCGGUCAAAAGGUGCUACUAAGUUACUGCAGGCCAACAAUGAUCUGAUGGUACUCCUAGAGGGCCCGUACCCAAAUAAUUCUACCCGACAGUUGCUGCGCUGCGACAGGUUGCUGCUGAUAUCUGGCGGCAUUGGAAUUACUGCAGUGUUACCUUUUGCCAGCCGCCAUUGGAACGUAAAGUUAGCCUGGAGUCUAAAAGAAAGUGCGAGAUGUCUGAAAGAGGACAUGGCUGGGGCGCUCGGUGCAAUUGCCGAUAAUGAUAUUCGGGUAGGUAGCCGCCUAGAUAUCUCACGAUUGCUGGAUUCUGAAAUAGCGGCCGGUUGGACAAGAGUUGGAGUGGUUGUGUCUGGGCCUGCGGGUCUUUGCGAUGAUACCAGGGCAGCUGUCGUCGCUGCUGCGAAGUUGGGAUAUGCAAAGUUUGAGUUUGAGAUUGAGGCGUAUUCGUGGUAA